AAAUACAGCUGAUCAAUAGGAGAGUGUCAGUUGGCUCUCGCGGUGAAUAGAGGAGAGGAUGGUGAGCGAUACAAGAGAACCACAGCGGCUGCUGUGGUCGCAGAGUUAUCGGCUCUGAGCAUCCGGAGGAGGCAGCAAAAGAAGUGUUCGUAGGACAGCAGAGAACUUUCGGUGAUGUUUGCGCCCUCUGGUGCCAUGUGUUCUUUCCUGGUGGUUUACGGCAGCCAAGUCGCGGCUUAUGUCUGCACUUUUGUGGAGGGACAGUUUAAACAGACGGAGAAGCGGGUGUCCAUUUUUUAUUUGUUAUUUUCUGUUUUUUUUUUUUUUGUUUAAACGGAUUGAUCUGAGUUCGCUCACGUUUUCAUUUUAUAAUCUAUAAGGGUUGCAAUCCAAGAAAGAGGCUAAUCAAGUCUAGAGGUGUAAUCAGAACUACAAUGCCUCGUGGAGAAUGGAAUAAAACUAUUAUCAAACUGAUGCCAGAGCUACUGACCGUCCUGUGGCAUUUGACAUUGUGACACUAGCUACUUGAAAGUUGAUCACCGGGUAUGGUAACAGUUUAUAAAGGACACUGGUGUGUAGUGUGUAAUCUUCCACGGCAUUCCAGACGUGCUCUGCAAGCCAUCUUUAUUUUCAAAAUGCAGCUCUAUGCUCGUCCCACACCUUCCCCCGUCUCACUGUUCAUGUUUUGAGCUAAUAGCUAAUAGUAUUACAGAUAGAAUAUCUCACCGACCCAGCGACUCUCAAAUACUCUGUUUACGUAUGAGGUCUGUAACCGAGCACUUACCAUCUUCUUAUCUUCUCGGGUAAAUAUCAAUAGUGAUAAUAGCAUACUGAAAAUACCAGCAGUUUGUCUCCAAAGCAGCAAAUAUAAACAGACAACUGUCUGUGACUGAACAGUACCUAAAGUAGGUCACACUGAAAAAACGUUUUUGAAACUGUCGGAGGUGGGCGGCGAGUGACAAUAACAAGUGAAUGAGUCUCGUGCCUGCAUACAGCUUCGGACAAAAGCAAGUGAGACUCAUGCUUUGAGUCUGUUGACCGCUUCAGAUAAUAAUAAUAACUGUGGGUCUCUGGCCGCUUGAGAUGACUGAGAUGACUUUCUAAAUAAAGGAGACAAGUAAACACGAUGGCUGUGCAAUAGAAGUGAAAUUAAGUCUUCCAUUGGAUCUUUGGUCACUGGAGUAACAGUGGGAAGAGGUUCUUUUUUCAACUACUUGAGUGAGCGGGAGAAGAAGUUUGACGAUGAAGUCUGCUGCACACCCUAAUGUCAUUCGAUGCCAGACGACGCGCGCACUGAUACAUCACAGCGCUGUCUGCGAUUCUGACGAUGAGAUAAUGGGCAAGAAAGAUGGACCUUUAAGUGUUCAGGAUCCACGUGACACAUCAGCAAUGAUGAACUCACAAGAGACAUACAGGAGCUCACAGAACCAAUCCAAGUCGACAUCAGCAACAACCAAUCAUUACACAGCAAAUGAAGCUUCCAGUGCAGCUGGCACUCCAUCCAAAGAUGCAGUGGCACAGGACCAAGUGCAGGUCAAUGGAACAGGUGGAAUAGCAAAUGAAACCACAAUUAGCUUGAAGAAUCUUCCUAUUGAAGAAGUUAUUGUUAAAGUUCGUCAAAUUGUAGCUGAGUUGGAAAAGCUGGAGGAAUACCAUCGCGGAGAGGGUAUGCGUUACCAGAAAAUGCUUGGGGAUUUCUACUGGGACUAUGCAGACCAUCGCACUGAAAUUGCUAAUGCUUUGAGUGACUGUGGAUAUGCUGCCCUAACUGUGAAAAUGUUGAAAACUAUGAACACUAUGGGGAUUUUCAAAAAUGAUGACAUUUGGUUUCCUACAUAUUACACAUACAACACUGCCUGGAACUAUUCUGAUGCCAGCGAGAGUCUUGCCAAGAACCUAGCAGAAGCAGAUGCUGUUAGGCUACUGACUUUAAAUCUUGGACAUAAGCCAUACCUUAGCAAUAUACAAAGUAAGAAUGUAUAUUAUGUGCUGAAAGCUUCACUUAGCACCCUUCACAACAUAGCACGAUGUUCUGAUGUCAAGCAUUUCUUUAAGGAAAACAAAACAGCAGAGGUUAUUAUGCCAUUUAUCAGCAUGAAAGACGAGUUUCUGAAAGCCAUCUCAAUGCUUACUUUAGCCUAUAUUGUGGAAGAGGAAGAAAACACCAAACUAAUUGAUGAAACUAACACAAUCAGCAGCAUUGUGAGUUGGACAGAAAAUGCAGUUGAUGGUGGAAGCAAGCGAAGAUUUAAAGGCUUUACUCCAUGGGAGCUUACUCAGGGUCUUGACAAACUUGCUGUUAAUGACACCAACAAAAUCCAAGUAGUUGAAGCUGGUGCCCUUCCAGUCUUCCUUCGGAUGCUUCAACAUGACGAUCCAAAGGAGCAAAGUAGCACAGCACACUGUAUCUGGACCCUGUCAUUUGACAAAACAGUGCGACAAAAAAUCAUUGAACAUGAAGGUCUUGUUGCAGCUUUAGAAAACCUCUCAAAGAAUGAAAACAGUGAAGUCAGAAAGAAUUGUCUUGGUGCACUAUGGAUGAUAAAAGGAGAGAAUGACCCAGCAACUACAACCAGACCAAAAAGCGCAUUGAAAUCAAAAAGUCACAUCUUUAUCAGCUACUCUUGGACAGAAAAAGAGCUUGUCAAGGAGAUCAGAGAGAGACUGAGGGCUGAAAACUACAAAGUAUGGAUUGAUUAUGAGCAGAUGGGAGGAUCAACACUACAAGCAAUGGCAGAAGCAGUGGAGAAUGCUGCUGUUGUUCUUUUGUGCAUGUCUGAGAAAUAUAAACAGAGUCCAAACUGCAGAACAGAGGCAGAAUACACAUUCCAGCAGCGUAAAGAGUACAUUCCACUGAUGAUGCAAAAGAAGUACAGACCAGAUGGUUGGCUUGGUGCUAUUCUUGGAGCCAAACUUUUCUUCGAUUUCAGUGGCAAGUAUCCUUUUGAAAAGAGCAUGCAGGGACUGUUGAAGGAGCUCAGGGGUCGAGGACAGCUGUCCCACAUGACCGAUUCUACAGAUGAAGUAGAUGGAUUAAUUGCAGCAGAAAAUCACAUGCUUAUUGAAGGAAACCCUCACAAGACAACUGUUGCAGCACACAUGGCGCUGAGUAUGUCGCGGGAUGAUGUUACUCAGUGGCUGCUUAAUCGGCAUCUCGAUAUUUGUGUUCCACACAUGGCUCAGUUGGAUGGUAAAUUACUAUGGCAACUCAAAUUAAUGAAGGAUGAAGCUCCUCAGUUCUUCUUUCACCUGCUUGACACCAAAUUAAAAUUAUCAUUUGUGGACAUUUUGAGAUUUACAGCAGCCAUUGAUGAGCUACACUGAUUGAAGCCAUUGAAAUUGUGAGAAACAUAAUUCACCGCUGUUUGAAACAGUUCACACCAUUUCAUAAUGCAAAGCCCACUUUUUAGGACUCCAAAUCCCAGGUGUACCUGAUAUUUUCACAAGGAAAGGGAACAUGCUAAGUAUAUAUGGGUUUUACAAUUAAGAUUUUGUGGAUAGCAUCUAUGCAUAAUAUGAAUGCAUAAUAAAAGCAAAAGAGAAUUUUUCACAUCUCUUAAUAUUUAUGCUGAUGUGUUCAUCUUAAGUUUUUGAAAUAUUGGGCUGAAGCAAAAAGCAUGUGUAAAAUGUUUCAGAAUAAAUGGUAUGAAUGAGUUGUUCUAACACAUUUGGAAUUGGAAUGUCUGUCAAGCACUAAUCAUUAGUAUAAGUCAUCCACAGGUAAAGCAGGUUAUGACCAUGUAAAUAUACGAUUUUGAAUGUUUACAGAACAUUACCAAGUAUCAUGGAAAGAUAAACCACUGUCGUGGGAAUAAAUGCAUGGUGUAAGCAAAACGCAACAGCUAUUUUAAAUGAUUUGUUAAAUGUUUGUCGUUAGCAUAAGUAAACAAAUAGCACAGUAAUUGAACUUCAAUGUGUUUUAUAGAAAUUGUGAUAUCCUAUUUUAUUACUUUGCCUUUGUUUUUGCUUGUCCUUUCCAAACCUUGUCUUUUGAACUGCUCUGAGACACACUGAGAGAGAGAGUGUGUGUCCAUCCCUUUUGUUUUGUUUUGCUAAUUAUGCAAUUAAAAAUAACUAAAUGAUUCUUUACCAAUUAACUAUACAGUUCAAGCAGGGUACAUGACUUUCGCUAGACAUUAUAUUUGUUUUAUGAUCAUGAGAUUCUGGCAACCAGUAUUGCAAAGUGAGAAAGUUCUUUGUUCCUGGCAUCUUUUGACUGACAUGUAUGGUUUUGUCAGGUGAUUGUAUGCAUACGAUUUUUUCAUGGUGACAUCUAGCUGACUUUUGUGCCAUUUGUAACUAUAUAGCAUGUUGGAUAUCUCUGCAUUUUGUGUAACGGGUAAAUGUUUCCAUAAAUAGUACCUCUAGUAGUAUAUUAAAAUUUGUCCUCACCUGAUUUUUUUAUGACAUGUAUUAGUGUCCAUAGCCUCAUAUAGAUGGUGACAUUAUCAAAGAAGGAUGAUCACUAGCACAUUCAGAUAUACACUCUCAUGUAGCAUCACUAUACAGCUUCAUCAGCAAAUAAGCAGCAUAUUUUCUUUUACUUUUUUCAUAGAAUUUGAAAAUUUGAAUUUCAUAGAAUAUCUCAACAACCACUCAAGUUUAUUAAGUUUCUAUUUACCAAGUUUUGUUUAGUGAAACAAAGAAUGGGAAAAGAGCGUCUAUCAGCAUGUUCUUGAAAUAAUAUUUCAUCAUUAAACAGAAGUCAGAUAAUCCAAACUCACCUAAACACUAACCAAACCAAAACCACAAUCCUUGAUAUGGAUGAUUAAGUUUUGCAAACAAAAACAUUUGAACCUUUUUCUGCAUGUUUUUUGUACUCAGUAGUGUGAACAUCUUAUGACCAGUACAAGCACAUGCCUGUUAACACGCUCUUUGCUUUCCAUUGACAGUUUUGACUCGUUUUAUGCAUAGUAAUGUUUUUAAGGAUGUAUUCCAGGAACAGCAACUUUACUUUCAGAUUUUGGAUAUAGAUGUCACACACUAAGCUUAGCCCACCCAUAAAAAUGUGCACACUUGUUGACCAUUAAACAAUUAUAUCAGCAGAUCCAUCCUAUUCUUGGCAUUAACAUAUUGUGUCUUUUCAUUUUGACUGCUGUUACAGACACAUUCAAAUACAGAACCAAUCUGUUUGUUUUAUUGGAUAUGUAAUCUAAAAGCAUUAGAAUUGAUAUUAUAUUUUUUUUCCCUGCCUUGACUUUGUUAUCAGAAUAUUUUAUUGUUUGAGCAUAUAUAUUUAUUUGAUUUACAACAUAAAACCUCUGUUUUAGUGAUAAAGGAUCCUUUUAAAAACUGUUCAAUGCUAGUUAACUUAGCAUGUAGCACUUCACAUACAGUUACUGUGAUAUUGUUUUAUGAGUGUUGUGUCCUUCACCAGCAUUUUUGUUACAGUUGUUCAAUCAUUACAUACAAAUUCUAUGAAACUGAAUCUCAGAGAUUAUUUGGUUUUACUAUUCCUCCAAGCAGCUCACAUAAAACCAGAUAAAUCUGCAUAUAAUUCAUUAAGUUUGUUAUUGCUUUCUUUGGUCACUCCAGUCAUGGAAAAGUUUUCAAGCUUUCUUAGUAAAGCUUAUCAUUGCAAUUGUUAGCAUCAAGUUCUUUAUUUCUGUUAUCAUCAUCCAUUUACCCACAAUCCAUCACCCUUAAUCUCCUCAUCUCGGAUCCCAUUAUCUUAAUUAUAUACUAGCUGUUUUGGGACAGGUUAUUUUGUAAACUCAUUCUAACUGCUCAUUCUGAAACAAACUCUUUCGUGAAAGGAAUACAGAUUACACUCCACAGCCCAAAGAUAGUUGUCUUCAGCUGCUGUUAGUUUGUCUUCCCUUUCCUGCUGCUGACCUCAUGCCCUGCCCUUAUGAGCAGUAUCUUGCCUCAGAGAGUAGGCAUAACACAAGAUGGCUAUUGCUGCCUUAUGUUUGACUCAUUCCAAGCUUAUGGUGAUGACCUCUAAAAUUGUAUUCAGCUUAACAUCCCUGUGCAAGAGGAAAGGUACCACUGUAUGGCCAUCAAUGCUGUGCUAGUUUUUUUUCCAAAGACAAAAUGUAGUUCAUUGCCUUUCUUGAAUACUUUUUUUUUUACUGCUUCCUGCAAAAGUAUAAAACACAUAAUUUGCUCUGAUUUCUUAAACUUUCCAUCUGUUUGUUCUUGACCUUACAUGUCUACUUAUCCCUUAAAGACUAACUUCAGUCAGAUAUCACAUCAAGCCCAGUGGCUAUCAGGUUAAUAACACAUAAUGUCAUUAGCUUGUGUCAGUUUUUAUUUUGAAGGAAAGCACUUGAACUGACCUAAAUUCAAAAUCUGAUAUUGUUGAAGGGUGCAGCCAAGGGAAAAUCUUUACAUACAUGCUGAGAAUAACAUGUAUACACAUACUUUUUCGAUGUCAUGACCUCAUUGAUGUAGAUGAGAACUGUAUUGUUCAGACUUGUAGCUCCUGUAUGUGCUAAGAUUUGAGUAUUAAGUGUUCUGUGAAGAACUGAACAUUGAAAAUAAUGUUGUACUCAGUUUGUAUCAUAAAGGUAAUCCAGAAGAGGCAGGCAGACAAACUACAAAGAAAGGAAAUUUUUUUGAAAUUAUAAUCUGGUGGAAAUAUAUACAUAUGCAAGGUCAUUCAUUCAUUAGGGUAAUAGAAACAUGUGAAUGGUUAAAACACUGUGUCAUCUAAACUGCAAGAUACACAAUUUGAUAUUGUGGUGCAGCAAUCUGUCCCCAGUUUAUCCAGCUGUCAGGAAUGGGUACAUGACUAAACAGAAUGCAGGGCAGGGAAAGAAAAGCAGCACCCUUAUAAAGAACCCUGGCCCAGAGAAGAGUGUGGUUUCUAACCUCACCCCUCAAUACAUUUCAAAUGAAAUGGUUCACUAUGUAAACUUCUUAGCAUCAGCCCAUCCUCAUUUUAUUCUUCUUCCUUCCUAAUGGCAUUUUGUGAUUCAAAAGAGUAGCAGGUGAGAGACAGAUAGCUAACCUAUUAGCAGAAUUUCAGAUGUGUAGCUCAACUUUGAAAUAAAUGUUGACUAUUUAUCAUAAAUCUGUCCAUGCAAAUAUGAUGAUAAAAGAAUGUAGGAUUUGCCAUCCAGUCUGUUCUCUUAUUGCCUGUGUUUACUAUGAAAAACACAGUGGCCAAGCAUAGGUGUCAGUAUUAAUUAUGAAAACCUCGAUUGCCUACGACAGGUAGUUGUUGCACAACUCUUUACAGUUCAAGGAACCUGGUCAGCAUACUUGGCUUCAGAAGUGUUUUUUACAAAUUAUUCCAGAUGUUAGGCUAAUUUACACUUGAAGGCACCAAGGGUUAGAGUCCAUAUUUACUUCUUUGGCUGGUUAUGCCAGCCUAGUCCUGUAUUCUCCAUCUCCCUGCUACACUUUCUUGCCCUUGGCAGUAACAGUAGACCUGUAGACAUCCGCUGUGUGUGAAUGUGUGCAUGUGUGUGUAUAUUUGAAAUUUUAUUGACACUGUGUACACUGUAUAAUGUUGCACCAUUUUUAUACAUGAGCAGCAUGCUGUCAGAUGCUGAGUUAUGACAUAUUCCCAUUAAACUAUGAAAAAGUUGUUCUAUAAGUGGCAAUUGUGUGUGUGGUGGGUGGGGGAAAGAUUGAUAACACUGAAAGGCAAAAGGCAAGGAAUGAACUUUAUCAGAAAUAGCUCCACCCUCUAAAAAUUUCUUUUUCAUUUUCAACACUGACUAAUUUUGAAUUUGAAGGCAGCUUCUCUACUCACCCCUAGCCCAUAGUUUCUUUAAGUAACAUCUUUAUCCUCUGGGAUUGCUUGUUCAUACACGGCAGUAUGCAUGAUUGGGAUUACUUGCACAUACAGCAAUAUGCAGACUUGGGAUUACUUGUACACACAUGGCAGCAUGAAGGCUUGCACGCACACAACCAAAACCAUUUCAGUUUUAUCAUAUGGUUUAUUAAAGAUGAUCAGACUUUCCAAACUGUUGUGUUCAACUUUAAAUUUUUUAAUAUAACUGAAAUUCUCACAAUAUAAAUAUAAAUCAAUAUUUUAAAAUACCUUCCUCCCCAGUUAAAAAACAGAUUCCCUGCAAAAUACUCUGUGAUUACCCAAAAUGGUACCCUCAUUGUCUGGGAUAAAUGAAUGGUGCCCUCGACAAAGCUUAACUGCAUAACUAAAAAAAAAAAAAAAA
This is a messenger RNA of Pomacea canaliculata, 8129 nucleotides long. RefSeq lists its product as uncharacterized. Bases 1243 to 3324 code for a protein of 693 amino acids. The transcript is spliced from 15 exons. The record is from RefSeq and is a predicted model, not a curated record. Gene Ontology annotation, molecular function: protein binding. Gene Ontology annotation, biological process: signal transduction. NCBI's taxonomy places the organism in Eukaryota, Metazoa, Mollusca, Gastropoda, Architaenioglossa, Ampullariidae.